This is a messenger RNA of Entamoeba nuttalli P19, 213 nucleotides long. RefSeq lists its product as hypothetical. The annotation marks the transcript as partial. Lineage: Eukaryota; Evosea; Mastigamoebida; Endamoebidae. The transcript has a single exon. The record is from RefSeq and is a predicted model, not a curated record.
AUGAAAACACUUCUUAUUGUAUUACUUACACUUUUUGUUACUAUUUCAUUAGCAGAUGAUGAAGUUACAUUAGAAAGUACAUAUGAAAUUGAAAAUGAGAAUGAAAUAAAUGAAGAAGAAAAUGAAUUAAAAGAAGACGAUGAAGAUGAUGGAGAAUAUGAAUUAGAGGAUGAUGAAGAUGAUGAAGAACGACGUAGAAGAAGAAGACAUAGA